This is a messenger RNA of Poecilia latipinna (sailfin molly), 2753 nucleotides long. RefSeq names its product E3 ubiquitin-protein ligase TRIM21. Lineage: Eukaryota; Metazoa; Chordata; Actinopteri; Cyprinodontiformes; Poeciliidae. The record is from RefSeq and is a predicted model, not a curated record. The transcript has 3 exons. Gene Ontology annotation, molecular function: protein binding; zinc ion binding. The coding region runs from base 614 to 2308 and encodes 564 amino acids.
CCACAGACACAGCUAAGGUUUCUCAGAACAUUUUUCAAAUUACACCAACCAGCCCUCCACCUGAGCCAUCAGGACUUUCACUGAUCAGGAGCUGGACUUCUUACUUAAUACAAAUCAAUCCAUGGUUGUCCUAUAACUUUCUCCAGCCGAACAGACACAAAACUGAAGUUAUUAUAUUUGGACCUGCAGAAGAAUGAUCCAGAGUCGGCACAGCUUCAGUUAUUACAGCUAGAAACUUGAGAUCAGGCUGAACUCUGGGUGUAGUGAUAAACUCUGACCUGAACAACAUAAAGACGGUUGCGAAGUCAGCCUUCUGUCACCUGAAGAACAUUUCCAGGAUUAGAGGACUAAAGUCUCAACUAGAUCUAGAGAAACUUGGGUAAUAAAAAGUCUUAAAAAUUGAAAGACUGAAGCAAAAAGACAGGACUUCCACCAUGAUACACACCCUGCUGGCUAUUAAUACUAACUCUGUCCGGAAUCACUAAAAGGGAGGAGCAACACUGAGUCAUGAUAUUAAAACGUCACUCUUCAGAAAUGAAAGUAAUAUUUAGCUGAAGUGACCACUGAGCUGCUGUGGAGAUAAAUCUCUGUUUCUUCCUGAAGACUUAAGUUCAUGUGUUUCUUCUCAACAAUACUGAGUUCAGACAUGCCGUCUGGCAGCAACCUGCAGUCUAAGGAUCAGUUUCUCUGCUCCAUCUGUCUGGAUGUGUUCACUGAUCCAGUCACCACAGCGUGUGGACACAACUUCUGCAAGACCUGCAUCACUCAACACUGGGAUGGAAAUGUUCCCUACAAGUGUCCUCUGUGCAAUGAGAACUUUGCCUCUAGACCUCAGCUGAGAGUCAACACUUUGUUCUCUGAGAUGAUUGAUCAGUUGAGACGUGAAGCCAGCAGCAGUAGCUCAGAGGAACAAGUUGCCAAAAAAGGAGAGGUUCCAUGUGACGUCUGCACUGGACCCAAACUGAAGGCCCUGAAGUCCUGCAUGGUGUGUCUGGCCUCCUACUGUCAGACUCACCUGGAGCCUCACCUGACCGCUCCACGUCUGAAGAAACACCAGCUGAUGGAGCCGGUGGAGAACCUGGAGGACAGGAUGUGUCUGCAGCACGAUAAACCUCUGGAGCUGUUCUGUAGGACCGACCAGACAUGCGUCUGCUUGCUCUGCCCCAUUUUAAACCACAAGAACCAUGAGUUUGUUCCUCUGAGAGAAGAAUCUAAAGAAAAGAAGGCAGAGCUGAGGAAUACAGAGGCUGAAGUUCAUGAGAUGAUCCAAGAGAGACGACUGACGAUCCAGGAGAUCAGAGAGUCAGUGAAGAUCAGCAAAGAUGCUGCAGACAGAGAGAAAGCAGAAGGUGUUCAGGUCUUCACGGCUCUGAUGGAGUCUGCUGAGCGAGGCCUGAAGGAGCUCCUCAAGGAGAUCCAGGACAAACAGGAAGCUACAGAGAAACAGGCUGAAGACUUCAUCAGAGAUCUGGAACAGGAGAUCUCUGAGCUGAAGAAGAGGAGCUCUGAGGUGAAGCAGCUCUCACAGUCUGAAGAUCACCUCCACCUCCUCCAAAGCUUCUCCUCCCUGAAAGCUGCUCCACCCACCAAGACCUGGACAGAGGUCAGAGUUCAUCCAUCAUCAUAUGAGGGGACUGUGAUGAGAGCUGUGGCUCAGGUUGAGCAGGAGAUCAGGGAGAAGAAGCUGCAGAAGCUGAGUGAGGCUGAGCUGAAGCGGGUCCAGCGGUUUGCGGUGGAUGUGACUCUGGAUCCUGACACAGCUCAGCCCUGGCUCAUCCUGUCUGGUGAUGGAAAACAGGUGAACCAUGGAGACGUGAGGAAGAAUCUUCCAGACAAUCCAGAGAGAUUUUCCCUGUGUCCGUGUGUUUUAGGACAGCAGAGUUUCUCUUCAGGCAGAUUUUACUUUGAGGUUCAGGUUAAAGGAAAAACUAAGUGGGAUUUAGGAGUGGCCAGAGAAUCAGUCACCAGGAAGGGAAACAUCACAUUGAGUCCCCAGAAUGGUUUCUGGACUGUUGUGUUGAGAAAUGGAAACAAGUACAAAGUUUUUGCUGACCCUUCAGUACAUCUCCAUCUCCAUCCUGGUCCUGAGAAGGUGGGGGUGUUUGUGGAUUAUGAGGAGGGUCUGGUCUCUUUUUAUGAUGUAGAUGCUGCUGCUCUGAUCUACUCCUUCACUGGCUGCCGCUUCACUCAGAAACUCUACCCAUACUUCAGUCCCUGUAAUAAUCAUGGCGGUACAAACUCUGCUCCUCUGCUCAUCUGCCCUGUUGAGCAGGUUGAUCAUUGCACUGAUAAAGAUGAUGCAGAAUGAAUCUGAUUGACUCUGCAGCAGGUGACGUCCUGCUGGUGGAGAGGAGAGCUUGGAAACGUCCUCAACAGGAAGCGAACAGUUCAGAUUCUGUGCUGCAGCUCUGGUUCUCGGUUUCUACACAUUUUCAGCUUUUGAUUGAUUAUAACAUCAAAUAACAAUGCUUUUAGCUCAGUUUAUUGAAUUAUUCUACUGCUUGUGUAAGAUUUUUAUUUUUCUUGUUUUAUUGAUAAACAGUUUUAGGCCUGCAUGAAAAUGUUUCAACCUGUACAUCAACUGAUUUAUUUGUAGUGAUCGUUUUGUCAUUGUGCAUCAUAUUGGAGCUUCAAUGUCAGCUGUUUGUAAGAUAUUUAGACAGCAGGAAGAGAUCAAUUGAUUUGUAAUGCAAUUGUUCUGUUUUUUUAUGUUGAAGGCGGUUGGUAGUAAAUUAAUGCUGGUUAAAAAUGCA